GGUUAUCUAAAAUAUAUUGACAAGACACAAGGAGAGAUCCUUUCAAGAUUCUGGGAUACUGGUCACACAAACAAGCAACUGAGAAAGAAUCUAUAUCGCAGUUUGUCCCAAGUUAUAUCAAGAAUUGGUCGGGUCAUUUCCCUCGAAUCAGGUCAUUCACUCAUCAUCGAAGACCAGGGGUUUCUACAUUUACGAAACAGACCUCUUACAUUGGAGAUCCAGGAUUUAGAGAAAGAUACAAUUCCUCUUCAUAUCCCUCCUAGCCUU
Messenger RNA from Capronia epimyces CBS 606.96, 267 nucleotides. RefSeq lists its product as uncharacterized. NCBI's taxonomy places the organism in Eukaryota, Fungi, Ascomycota, Eurotiomycetes, Chaetothyriales, Herpotrichiellaceae. The record is from RefSeq and is a predicted model, not a curated record. The transcript has a single exon. The annotation marks the transcript as partial.